Molecule: messenger RNA, 2437 nt
Organism: Penaeus chinensis
Lineage: Eukaryota; Metazoa; Arthropoda; Malacostraca; Decapoda; Penaeidae
Exons: 6
Coding region: 490-1875 (461 amino acids)
Source: RefSeq, a predicted model, not a curated record
CGAGCGCCCGAUGUAAACACGAGAGGAGGAGGGAGACAAAGCAGAAAUAUACGUAAAUCGGAUAAAUUAGGAGAAGAAAAGACAUUGAUAGCCAGAGUGAUUGCGUAAAUUGAAGAAGUUGACCGGGAGAAAGACCGGCCGUAACAACCCAUCCGCUGGUUACACUUGAAAACCCUCUCCAAAAAUUGGUGGAUUCAUUGCAUAGUAUGGAUAGUACACCCCUGGAAUGCUCAUGCCUUGAGAGGUACAAUGAGUCCAACAGACGGCCAAGAUUCAUGCCGUGCGGCCACAUCCGUUGCACAAGCUGCUGUGAGGAGGGGGUGGAUGCAGGAAGACUCCAAUGCCACAAAUGUGACCUUUUUCAUUAUCCAAUCCAUAGUCUUCAUGUUUUCCCCAUUGCAUACAUUGUGGAAGACCUUGUGAAGCAUUACCAAAAGAUAUCAGAUAGUUCUAAAGGAGCGUGUCAAGGGAACGACAACAGCGACGAGGAUGAGCCCCGGUUUGUCUUCACACAGCGACACUAGGUUUUACGCAAGUAGCACCAUGACCUCAAUGCUGCUGAAACAGGACUCCUUGAUGGCAGAUUUUGCAAGUACCUUCGUCAGCUCAAAGGUCAAACUGGACAAGUAUAGGUCAGCUCUUGAUUACAGCCUGCAGGAACACGAGACCCUAACGAAGGAUUUAAAUGCAUUGAUCAAGAUGAACGAGAAGCUGAUGCAUAUGCUGAAAAUGGAGAGGUGUGCUUUGGAUGGACAUAGAAAAGAAGGUGAACAAUUGAUGAUUAAUAUGAGCAGUGCCAAGGAGCGAAUUCAAAAAAUAACUUCAGUAAAAGAUGCGUUGGAGAAGCUCAAGAAAUCAGAUGAGUGUUUGGAGAAGGCUAAAGAUUGGGUAGAGCAGAACAAGGACAGAUUCCCCAACAAUAAAAUGAUUGCUACGACUGUCCAGCUACGCCUUGUCAUUAAGAAGAAUCUCGCUGUGAUUUUCGAAGAGAUGGAGGCUGAAAAAGUUGAAGAUGAGAGUGAGGAUGAGGAGGAUGAAGAAGAGGAGAAUUACAGUGAUAAGGCAUUUUCACUCUAUAAAACCCUCUUAGGCCCAGCUGAAAUCAACAAGGAGAUUAAGGUGGAUAAUCCAUUCUUCAAGUACUUGCUGCCUGAGUAUGUUAGAACCGUCGAUGUUUAUGCUGUUCAAGAUGAAAACCAGACCAUGCGCUCAGCCAAGUUGACUAUGUAUGAAGACAGGAUCCAUCUGCACAACCUUGAAGUCGGCGCACCUCCUGAUGAUGCUUAUACAAUUAAGCACAGUGAUCUGAUUGACUUGUUGGACUCAUCAUCUACCCUGACUUUCCUAGACUUCAAGGGCAUUAGAGAUGAAGCAAAACGCAUAUACAUCCGCAUGAAUGGCGACACCACACGUGCGAAGCAAUUCAUUCUGCUGUGUGCAGGCACCUGGGGUGGGUCCUACGCAGACACUAAACUGAUCAUGGUAUGGAACGCUGGCAAUGAAGGCGAGUGUGUAUGGGGAGGGGAUUACAGCUGCGGGAAUUCCAUUAUCCCCGGGCUCACGACGCAAGGCGAGUACCUACACCCCAAUAAACUGGGGACUGUCAGUGGCUGGUACACAGACUACCGAGGAACAAGGUUCUGCAUCACAACCAAGGACAAAUCCCAUUCCAACCUCAUUUCUGCAUUCGGGAUGGUUGAGAAAGGGAUAGAUGUUGUGAUUGAUAUAGUUCAAUCGUUUUAUGGUAGAGAUUGGAAAGUGACGAGCUGUGGAUUAGUGAUAGAGGAAGCGUGCAUUAAUGGGACUCAGACAAGAAAUGCUAGGGAAGAGGAAGACCUAUCUGACACUUCUAGCAACUCAAGUGGCAGUCAGUGAAAUGUUGAGCUUCAUCAACUGAACUGUUGAAAUGAUUUGUACUGGAGGAGGAAUAAGAAAAACUAGGUAGUGACACUGCCAGUACUUUCACGUGCCAUUAAAGACAAACUAACAUCAUAAGAAUGUAGAAUGUACCUUCUGAUGUUAAGCAGUAUUAGAAAUAUAUUGUUGAAUACUCUUAAGAUCCUUAUAUUUAACAUCUAAGCUGUCAUUCCAUUGAUGUUCUGAUCACAGUAGCUGUGCAAAUCUUUUCCUUUUCUUCUCCUUUAGUAAAUACGUCUUUAAAUGAAGGAAGUAAGCAUGCUGAAAAGCUGAAAAUGUUGACUGCUUCAAUAAUCCAUAGCCAGUAUGUUUUGUUUUUUGUAUGUUUAUGUAAUAUAUAAAUCAUAUAUUCAAGAUUUUAUUAGUCUUAGGUCAUUCCUUUCCCUAGUGUUUAUUAUGUCUUUCUUAUUGUAAUUUUUGUGAGUACAUUCUGAACAGUGUUAGUUCUGAAGAUAUAUGUAUAUUUUUUCAUAUAUAUAUAGUAAUUGUUAAGCCAGACAAAUAAUAAAAAUGAAUUUAA